UGGCUUCCGGUUCAACUGGAGAUAAUAUGCAAGACGAAAGUGUCGGUCCCUCCAGACAAAUGGAUUCCGAUCCAACUGAACAGCCGGACAAUGUACGCAAAAAAUCCGUAACAACGGAGGAACAGAAGUACGAGUUGAAACGUAAGCAAAGGAAUCUCGAACGCGAAUCCUUAAAAAAAAAGUUAAAGCAGAAGAAUAAUAAGCGUUACAUGUGUGAUAAAUGCGGGAAAUUAUUUGCGAAUUUAUCCAACCUUAAAAGGCACAAAAGGACAUUUCAUAAUAAUGGCAAAGAAGCUUCUAAACCGAAACAGGAUUGCGGGUCAGAGGGUAAGAGAAAGAGGCUCGAAUGGAAUCACUCUGACGCGGACUUAAAAAGUUUGUCUCGGCAACUUUAAUUUUCUGUGUAAA
Molecule: messenger RNA, 408 nt
Organism: Nylanderia fulva
Lineage: Eukaryota; Metazoa; Arthropoda; Insecta; Hymenoptera; Formicidae
Source: RefSeq, a predicted model, not a curated record